Notothenia coriiceps (black rockcod) is the source of this 537-nucleotide messenger RNA. Its product is annotated as serine/threonine-protein kinase BRSK2-like. Bases 1 to 537 code for a protein of 178 amino acids. The record is from RefSeq and is a predicted model, not a curated record. Lineage: Eukaryota; Metazoa; Chordata; Actinopteri; Perciformes; Nototheniidae. The transcript has 6 exons.
AUGAAACAAGCGGGGAAGAACGAGCCCGAGCCGGAGCAGCCCGUCCCGAGGAAGGUGGCCAUACGGUCGCUGGCCGCGGCCGAGGAGAUCGACCCGGACGUCUUGGAGAGCAUGCACUCGCUCGGCUGCUUCAGAGACAAGGAGAAGCUCCUCAAAGACAUGCUGUCGGAGGAAGAAAACCAGGAGAAGAUGAUCUACUUCCUGCUGCUGGACCGAAAGGAGAGGUAUCCCAGUCAGGAGGACCAGAACCUGCCGGCACGCACCGAGAUCGCAGACCCUCCGAGGAAGCGCGUGGAUUCCCCGAUGCUGAGCCGGCACGGUAAACGGAGGCCGGAGAGGAAGUCCAUGGAGGUGCUGUGCGUCAUGGAGGGGGGGUCCCCGGUCCCCGUACGAAGAGCCAUCGACAUGGCAACCCACGGCCAGAGCAAAUCUGUGUUCAGUAAAAGCUUGGAUAUCACAAACGCUAACUGCAGCAAGGAGGAAAGUACGCCCCCACACCCUCGCCUGUUCCCAUUCACAUUUAAUGGACCCCUUUGA